AUGUAUCCCCCUCAAGGCACGGUAGCGAAGAGGCAACUGUGGAAUGACAUAUCGAACAACCUGGUUUCUAUAGCUGAGUUCUGGGUUAUGGAAGCUUUGUCUUGUUUGAUAGAUAAAGCUCGGGAAGUAGGGGCGAUCAAGGGUAUCCAAACGCCUAACAACGGGCCGUUUGUUUCGCACCUCUUGUAUGUGAAAGAUGCCAUGGUUGUGGGGGAGUGGUCGAAAGAAGAGGUGGUUAAUGUCGUUAGAAUUCUUCAAUGUUUUCUUAUGUGUUCGGGCCUCAAAAUCAAUAUCGAUAAAUUGAACCUUUAUGGUAUUGGAGUGGGGAUGGAGGAGAUCAGGGAGAUGGCAAACCAGGUGGGGUGUAAACCGGAUUACCCUCCGUUCAAAUAUCUUGGGUUGAUGGUAGGUGCCAACAUGAACCAAAUCAAUAAUUGGCAACCGGUUUAUGAUAUCUUCCGAAGUCGUCUUGCGAUGUGGAAAUCUCACCUUUUAUCUAUUGGAGGUAGGGUUGUUAUCAUCAAUCAGUGUUGGAAAGCUUGCCUACUUACUGCUUCUCAUCGUAUAAAGCUCCUAAAAGGUUAUUUUGGAUUUGGAUUCUUUGAUAAAAAAAAAGUUCUUGUGGGGAGGUUCCAAUGA
Helianthus annuus (common sunflower) is the source of this 639-nucleotide messenger RNA. RefSeq lists its product as uncharacterized. Lineage: Eukaryota; Viridiplantae; Streptophyta; Magnoliopsida; Asterales; Asteraceae. The transcript has a single exon. The record is from RefSeq and is a predicted model, not a curated record. The coding region runs from base 1 to 639 and encodes 212 amino acids.